Cyprinus carpio (common carp) is the source of this 1898-nucleotide messenger RNA. Its product is annotated as raftlin-like. NCBI's taxonomy places the organism in Eukaryota, Metazoa, Chordata, Actinopteri, Cypriniformes, Cyprinidae. The record is from RefSeq and is a predicted model, not a curated record.
UGUUUUUCUCCACGUGUGCAGACAUGGGCUGUAAGUUGCAGAAGCCUCGAGGCUCAGAUGAAGCUCCGGGGAAGAUUUUCUCCACCCUCAGAAGAGCGCAAGUGGAGACGCACUCAGGAGUGGCCUAUACAUACCACUUCCUGGACUUUCUGUUAGGAAAAGAAGAGGUGGCAGUGUCCUCAUUGCUGUGUCUGUCGUCAGUCAGAGAGCUUCCGGUGCAGGUGUGUGAGUUGUAUCAGAAGGGGUUCGUACUGGCUGCUGUCCAUCCCUUUGUUCACUCCUGCGGCCCUGCUAGUGCUAACCUUCAGAAGCAGUUACACCGGGCUGUGCUCAUCAGAGAAACACACAGUGGUUCUGACAGUGGUCUGCUGAACUGGGUUGAGCCUCAUCUCAUGACAGACGUGUGUUACCUCGGUCACCAGGACCCUGACCCAGAAGUCAUACAGGGCUAUGUGAAAAAGGUGCAGGAUUUGGCUGAUCAGGGUGAUCUGUUUGUGGGCUUUUUGCCACAGCCCGGUGGAGGUCCGUAUUUCCUUGGUCACUGGGAACCAGAAGAUCUUUCCUCCUUGCACUCCAGUCCCUGUUCUGUUCAUCACAGCAGCCGACCUCCGACCCUCAGUCCUGCGAGCGAGCAGAGCCAACAGGAUAGAGACAAUGGGGAUCAACGAAACCAGAAUCGUACAAACUUUAAUUCAGACAAUGAAGACAUUAUGAACCAUGGCUUGCAAGUAGAAAGCACUGAGAGCAGCCAGAGCUGGAAUAAUCAGAAUCCUUUCGCUGAGAGCCAUCAGUGUCCUGAUUAUCAGUACUUAAAUGUUGAAGGUGAAUGUACGCAAGCUGGGGAUUUGAAGAACGAUGAGUUUAUAUUAAGCUCUUGUGCACCAGAGCCACAUCAGAUCCAGAGCACAAGAAUGCAGCCGGACUUGCCCAGCUGUGAUUUGGCAGAAAACAACAAAAGAGAGCACAGAGAGCAGGUCAAAAGCCAAGACAAACACAGCAAGCGUAGCGGAACCACCCCGAUGCUGAAUCGUGUGCAGGUGUUCGCGCUGUACAACCACACGAUAGUUCUGUCGGGAUCCCCAAAGAUCUUUUCUCUGAGGGUCCCACUGCAGGUGCGCAGGGAGGCGGGGCUUGUUAGCUCGGUUGACUCCCAUUGGCUGGACCACAUGACGCAGCACUUCAGAAGUGGCGCGCAACUCAUUGACGGCUACUUUAACCUUGAAGAUGAUGCAGCAUCUUCUUCCAUUGUGGAGAGUGUUUUUAUCUUCCAAAGUGCUUCAGGUGAUGCCGGGCCAAGCACAGUGUAUGACGCCAUUGUAGUUGAGCAAUGGACUGUUAUUGAUGGUGUUGCGGUGAAAACAGACUACAUUCCUCUGCUCCAGUCUCUGGCUCCAUACGGCUGGAGACUAAUGUGUGUUCUGCCCACUCCCAUCGUCAAAAUGAAGAGUGAUGGAAGUUUGGCCACAAAACAGAUCCUCUUCCUCCAGAGACCCACGCUGCCUCGCAAGAGGAGAGACUUGACGAAACUGCACCUCAGAGGUCAGAACAAAAGGAACUCGAAUAAUAAAAGGACACCUGAGAGGGAGAUAUCACCGCUGGCAACAAUUGAGAGAGAAAUGGAACGAAUGGAGAGAGAAAACACAAGUCUAAUGAGACAACGUGAGAUUAUCCAGAAGGAAAAUGGGCAGAAUUUGCCAGAAAGCCCAGAGAGGAGAGAUCAAGCGGAAAGGACGGUGGAUUUCCACAGGCAGAGGAUCGACAUCCCAAACCUCAGCCCAGCAAAAAAGGAUUCAAUUACAAACGGCAAUCAGGAAUUAAAGCGCACAAUUACGUGUGGUAAACACGAGGACGUGCGAGCAGUGGUAACAGAGAGGGCUUUAUUCUCUGGAGUGUGCUGA